Messenger RNA from Trichobilharzia regenti, 1281 nucleotides. The record is from the annotation of a GenBank genome assembly. Lineage: Eukaryota; Metazoa; Platyhelminthes; Trematoda; Strigeidida; Schistosomatidae.
UGAAUAUUGAAGGUUGCGCAACGAUACGGACGUUGCGUUACCACCUGUUCGAUUUCAAUAUCCUUCAAUAGAAAAAAAAAGAAGCAAUAUUAUCAUGUUACGAUUAGCACUAAUCCAAAUGCUUGUCGGUGCAGAUAAAGCUGCCAACUUGAAACGUGCCACUGAUUUAAUCAGUCGAGCUGUAACUGAACACUCACCUCAACUUGUAUGUCUUCCAGAAUUUUUUAAUUCACCAAUCGGUGCAAAAUAUUUGGAGUCGUAUGCAGAAGAUGUACCAAAUGGUCCCACGUGUAAAUUAUUAUCAGAUAUAGCUAAACAACAUAAAAUAUGGCUUGUUGGUGGAUCUAUACCAGAGCGUGGUUGUGAUGGUAAAUUCUACAACUGUAGUGCAACAUACAACUCCAAUGGUGAAUUAGUCGGUCUCUAUCGUAAACUUCACUUAUUCGAUAUUGAUAUACCAGGUCAAUUCACAUUUAAAGAAUCUGCAUCCCUUAGUUCUGGAAAAGAUUUAUUCUAUUUUGAAAUGCCUCUUGACAGUGCAGAGAAUAAGACGUCGGUGAUAAGAGUUGGAUUGGCUAUUUGUUAUGAUAUACGUUUUCCUGAAUUAUCACUUGUCUAUGCUAAUCAGUUGGGCUGUCAAUUAAUAUUGUUUCCAGCUGCAUUCACUCCUAAAACUGGACCUAUGCAUUGGGAAUUGUUAGGUCGUGCUCGAGCGCUAGAUACACAGUCUUAUAUUGGCUUGUGUAGUCCAGCGUGUAAUUUAGAAUUGGAUUAUAUUAGUCAUGCUGAAUCGUUGAUCACUUCACCAUGGGGUAUGGUUAUAGCUAAAGCUGGCAAAGAGGAGGCGAUUGUCACAGCUAACUUAGAUUUCAGUGAAUUGAAACGUGUUCGUGAAAGUAUACCCAUCGGGAGACAAAGACGCUUAGAUAUAUACAGUGCACCGAAAAUAGUUAAAAAGCAAUGAAUAUGUGUGACUAGUGAUCAAAUCAAUCAAUGAAUGAAUGAACGAAUCAAUCAAUCAAUAAGUUAUUCAUCUCAGUGGAUAACCGUUUCAAAUGUCUAUUUGCCGCCAGUUGUGUUGAUUGAUUGAUUGAUUAUUAUCAUUAUUAUUGUUGUUUACAACACAAAUAACUUUUGAAUAUUUUUCUUUCAUGAGUAAAAGAAACACACACACACACACACCGUCUCGAUUUUAUAUUUGUAGAUGCUAUUUAUUAUAUUACUUUUGAUUUUUGUUUUAUUUUUCGCUUUCUGACAUCUCGAUAAUAAAAAAUACUGAAU